This is a messenger RNA of Hevea brasiliensis (rubber tree), 2596 nucleotides long. Its product is annotated as vacuolar-sorting receptor 3-like. NCBI's taxonomy places the organism in Eukaryota, Viridiplantae, Streptophyta, Magnoliopsida, Malpighiales, Euphorbiaceae. The record is from RefSeq and is a predicted model, not a curated record. The transcript has 12 exons. Bases 400 to 2292 code for a protein of 630 amino acids. Gene Ontology annotation, molecular function: calcium ion binding.
AUGUGUGUGACCUUUGUCUAGACAGACUGAAAUAGCGAAAGCAAGGCAAAACAACAGGGACGGCUAUACUAGCACUCGUCACGCCCACGCAGCUGAAAAACGAAGGAACAGAACCAUACCCAUUUGCCCAUGUACCACGAUAAAUCUCGCACGCAAGAUUUCUUCAACUCACCAAGAAAAAGCUAUCAAUACAACGCAAAUCUUUGAUUUUGUUUCCAAAACCCCCUAAAUCUGUAAGCUAACGACAGAAAUGACCUUUUGAAGUUUGUUUUUUCUUCUUUUUUUUUAUGAUUAUUAUGUUUGCUGGGCACCAAUUUUAUUUUUUGAGGUCAAUCGAUUGAUCCCCAAAAGCAAAACCCAGAAUUUUUUUUUUUUUGGUUGAAAUCGUUUUGGGACGAGAUGGAGCUCAGAAGACUAGGAUUUAGUCUCUGUCUAGGGUUUUUGUUUGUGAAGUUGAUGGUUCCUAAUUCUCUAGCGAGAUUUGUGGUGGAGAAGAACAACUUGAGGGUGACUUCGCCGGAUAAAAUAAGGGGGACGCAUGAUAGUGCAAUAGGGAAUUUUGGGAUACCACAAUAUGGGGGUAGUAUGGCUGGGGCUGUGGCUUAUCCAAAAGACAACAGGAAAGGCUGUAAGGAGUUUGAUGAUUUUGGGAUUUCGUUCAAGUCUAAGCCCGGAGCUUUACCGACUUUCGUCUUAGUCGAUCGUGGAGACUGCUUCUUUGCUUUGAAAGUUUGGAAUGCCCAGAAGGCAGGGGCUUCUGCAGUACUUGUUGCAGAUGACAUUGAGGAACCGUUAAUAACGAUGGAUUCACCUCAAGAGGAUGGUUCUUCUGCACAAUAUAUCGAGAACAUAACCAUACCAUCUGCACUUAUCGAGAAAAGCUUUGGUGAGACAUUAAAGAAAGCAAUAAGCAAUGGAGAUAUGGUAAAUGUGAAUCUUGAUUGGAGAGAAGCUGUUCCACACCCUGAUGAUCGUGUAGAGUAUGAAUUAUGGACCAACAGCAAUGAUGAAUGUGGGGUAAAAUGUGAUAUGCUGAUGGAGUUUGUGAAGGAUUUUAGAGGUCCAGCACAGAUACUUGAGAAAGGUGGUUACACCCAGUUCACACCUCAUUAUAUAACCUGGUACUGUCCUCAGGCAUUCACCUUGAGUAGGCAGUGCAAGUCCCAGUGCAUAAAUCGUGGCAGAUAUUGUGCUCCUGAUCCUGAACAGGAUUUCAGCACAGGUUAUGAGGGGAAAGAUGUUGUUCUUGAAAAUCUUAGGCAACUCUGUGUUUUUAGAGUGGCAAAUGAGAGCAAAAGACCUUGGGUGUGGUGGGACUAUGUAACUGAUUUCCAAAUCAGAUGUCCCAUGAAGGAGAAGAGAUACAACAAAGAAUGUGCGGAUGCUGUUAUCAGAACCCUGGGGCUUGAUGUUAAAAAGGUUGAGAAAUGUAUGGGAGACCCAAAUGCUGAUUCUGAGAAUCCUGUUUUGAAAGAAGAACAAGAUGCCCAGGUUGGGAAAGGAUCAAGGGGUGAUGUAACCAUAUUGCCCACCCUUGUUGUCAACAAUCGACAAUAUCGAGGAAAGUUGGAGAAAGGUGCUGUUCUGAAAGCUAUAUGUUCUGGUUUUGAAGAAACCACUGAGCCAGGUGUUUGUUUGAGUGAUGAUGUUGAGACUAAUGAGUGCAUGGACAAUAAUGGGGGUUGCUGGCAAGAUAAAACAGCCAACAUUACAGCUUGCAAGGAUACAUUUCGUGGGAGGGUGUGUGAAUGCCCUUUGGUUGAUGGUGUUCAGUUCAAAGGAGAUGGUUACAGUCACUGUGAAGUGAGUGGACCAGGGAGGUGCAAGCUUAAUAAUGGAGGCUGUUGGCAUGAAUCUCGAAAUGGACACACCUUCUCUGCUUGUUCGGAUAUUGAUGGUGGUAAAUGCCAGUGUCCUGUUGGAUUUAAAGGUGAUGGUGUGAAAAGUUGUGAAGAUAUUGAUGAAUGCAAAGAGAAGAAAGCCUGUCAGUGUGCUGAAUGUAGCUGCAAAAAUACGUGGGGUAGCUAUGAUUGCACUUGUAGUGGUGAUCUUCUUUAUAUGAGAGACCAUGAUACCUGCAUAAGUAAGACAGGCACUGAAGUGAGGUCAGCAUGGGUUGCUUUUUGGGUUAUUUUGAUAGGCUUGGGAAUGGCUGCUGGUGGUGGAUAUCUUGUGUACAAAUAUAGAUUGAGGUCUUACAUGGAUUCUGAAAUCAGAGCUAUCAUGGCACAAUACAUGCCUCUGGACAGUCAAGGAGAAGUUCCAAAUCACGUCAACGAUGAACAUGCCUGAGAAUGACAAGCUACAUUAUUGAUCUUCUAGGAUUUCAAGUAAUGCUGGGUGAUGUGGUUCAAACUUCAUACCGUUCUCUUUAUCGAGUGGAGGAUUUUGAGCCUGAAUUAUAUGUCUGUACUGUAUAUGGACAAUAAAAAUUGCAGAUUAGAAUAUCCUGUUUACUGGAACCAUAACAUGCUCAAACAGUUUAAGGAUUGGAUUUGAGGCAGAUGAUAGGGAUUUGGCGAUAAUGUUUUAGAAUUUUCAUUUUCAUCCCUGAAUCUGUAUGGCGAUUCUGUAACUCAUUAACGCCAUUUGGACA